AUGUCGAUAUCCCUGUCCGGUUUCCCUUUUAGUUACGCCGCGGUCGCUGGCGGACUUUAUCUCCUGGGUCUGGCCAUCUAUCGAGUGUAUCUCAGUCCACUGCGGCAUUUCCCCGGUCCCAAAUUGGCCGCUGCGACACAAUGGUACGAGACAUACUACGAGAUGUGGUACCGCGGAGGGGGCAUGUUUACCCGACACAUCAAGGAGCUGCAUGAACAAUAUGGUCCAAUUGUACGGAUCAAUCCCUGGGAACUCCACAUCGAUGACCCGGAAUUCUACGAAACCAUUUAUCCCUCGUCCGCUCCAUUCGACAAGUUAGCUGUGUAUGAAAACCGUUUCGGCAUUCCAUCAGCAGCCUUCUCGACAGCUGCUCAUGCGGUGCACAAGAAACGUCGAGCAGCCCUAAGCCCGUUCUUCACCAAAGGUCGAAUUCAGGCGCGCGCCCCCUUUCUGCAGCAGCUCAUUGAUAAGGUCUGCGAUCGUCUGGAAUCGGAAAAUGUCAAGCAGCAGACACCUCUUGUCCUGAACCAUGUCUUUGCUUGCUUCUCUGCGGAUUCCAUCUUGUCGCUGGCUUUCGGCGAUGAGCCUACUUUCAUUGAUACUCCCACAUGGCAGACACCUUUCGUGGAAGCCAUGGAUGCUCUGGUGAAGUCCACCCACUUGAACAGUCAGUUUCCUUUUAUGGUCUCGGUAGCAAAUGCGAUUCCAGAGUGGAUAUUAUUGAAAACACGAUCUUUUGGACCAGUGGUGCAAUUCCGCCAGUCUCUCAAUGCGCGAAUCGCACGUCUUUUCAGCCCACACGCAAAGGCACAGGAAAUCAAAAACUCAACUGGUGAGAACGCGACCCUAUUCGAGGUCUUGCUCACCUCCUCCCUACCGCCCGAGGAGCUCACCGAAACGCGCCUGCAACACGAAUCUGUGAGUAUAGUCGGAGCAGGAUUCGAUACAACGCGUGAGAUGCUCUCGACAAUCGCGUAUCACGUUCUGGCCAACCCGGAAACCUAUCGCAAACUACGCGAUGAGCUACACACGGCCAUCCCCGACCCAUCGCAGAUUCCUACCUGGGCUCAGCUGCAACAGUUACCCUAUCUUACUGCUUGUAUUGAAGAGGGACUGCGUAUUGGCUUCGGUACGGUGCAAAGAAGUCCCCGCAUUUCUCCAACGCCGUUCACAUACGGCAAGUAUACCAUCCCGCCUGGCACGCCUGUUUCGGAAGAUACUUAUCAUAUGCACACCAACGAGCAUAUCUUUCCGGAUCCGGAUGUUUAUCGUCCGGAGCGGUGGUUGGGAAAUCCACGGGGCCCGGAUGGUGUGAAACAGCUCAGUAGGUAUAAUGUCGCAUUUGGUCGUGGGGGGAGGAUGUGUUUGGGAAUGCAAUUGGCUUAUGCGGCGAUGUAUCUGAUGAUUGCGAGUUUGAUUCGCCGGUUCGAUUUGGAGUUGUUCGAGACGAGUCGCGAGGAUGUGGAAUUUUACUACGAUUGGCUGGUCCCUCAUGCCCGGCUGGAGAGUAAGGGUGUGCGGGUGCUUGUUAAAAUGGCAGCAUAG
Molecule: messenger RNA, 1545 nt
Organism: Penicillium coprophilum
Lineage: Eukaryota; Fungi; Ascomycota; Eurotiomycetes; Eurotiales; Aspergillaceae
Product: cytochrome P450
Exons: 2
Coding region: 1-1545 (514 amino acids)
Molecular function (GO): iron ion binding; heme binding; oxidoreductase activity, acting on paired donors, with incorporation or reduction of molecular oxygen
Source: RefSeq, a predicted model, not a curated record